AUGCAAUACGUCGCCUCGCAUCCAGCAUCCCAGCGGAAAAAUCACAGUAUACCGGCGACGGCGCGGCUGGACGACUCGGAAGCAGAAGUGGGGAUGUCCUUAGCGUUGGACAAUGGCGCAUAUAUCUACACUCCGGCACAUUAUACUGUGGUAUCGCGGACCUCUUUCCUCUGCCUACCGGAGGCGUGCACCCUACCAUUGAGCAAGGAGAAAGGUUUUUCCAGCGAUGAAGAUGUCCUGGACGCCGCCCCAUCGUUAUACUCCUCGAUUCGCGCUCUCAAUAUGAUCGAUGCUCGCUUACCUGACAUUGGAAUAGUGACCAUCGAUGACUGUGGUUCGGGUCUAAACUUCUCAAUGGCACCUGAACGUGGCCCGAUACUCAAUCUCCCGGUUACACAUCGAGUCUCCCGCAUAUAUGCGCGUCAGGCAAGCUAUCGCCGGCUAUCCGGAAAUUUGCAUCCUCGAAUAGACCAUGCGACUCGAGUGAUGUUGAGCGAGGCAAUGUUAUCGGCUCUCAAGCGGUCGCCUGACAUCGGGACGACAUUGGUAGACCACCGGCACGGGCGACGAUUUGAAGGAGAGAGAUGUUCACUUUUGGACUUGCAGGAGGAAUAA
Molecule: messenger RNA, 615 nt
Organism: Guyanagaster necrorhizus
Lineage: Eukaryota; Fungi; Basidiomycota; Agaricomycetes; Agaricales; Physalacriaceae
Exons: 3
Coding region: 1-615 (204 amino acids)
Source: RefSeq, a predicted model, not a curated record